AUGGAUAAGGCAGAUCUCCAGGGGCAGACGGACGAGCUGUCAAAGAGGGAGCGGCAGGCGGGCUGCGAAACCCAGCGCUUCGCGCAUCGCGAGGAGGCCCUGGCGGAGCGCCUGCAGCUGGCCUCCCGCAGGGAGCAGAGCCUCCUGGAGCGCGAGACCGCCGUGGCGGCCCGGGAGGAAGACGUCACCAAUGCGGAGCGCGCUUUCCGAGAGGGGAUGCGGCGCUCCAGGCAGAGCUGCGAGCCCGCGCGGAGGGACAUGGACCGGGAGGCCCUGGAUGAGAAGGCCCGGAUGCAGGAGGAGCAGGACCAGCACCUGGCGGAGCGCGAGCGGCGGGUGGUGUGCUGCGAAGAGCGGUUUCGGGUGCAGAAGGCGGAAUGCAUGCGCCAGCUCAAGGAGCAAGAGGCUUCGUUGGUGGAGCGUGAGGAAAAGCUGCAGCGCAGCGUGCUUGCCGAGGAGAACGCGCGGCAGCUGGAGGCCGCUCCUCGCAGACGGCUGACCGCCCGCAAACAGAUUAGCUGA
Molecule: messenger RNA, 522 nt
Organism: Effrenium voratum
Lineage: Eukaryota; Dinophyceae; Suessiales; Symbiodiniaceae
Source: the annotation of a GenBank genome assembly